Leptidea sinapis is the source of this 6563-nucleotide messenger RNA. It is a transcript of the gene KrT95D, whose product is annotated as phosphofurin acidic cluster sorting protein 1. The transcript is spliced from 18 exons. The coding region runs from base 297 to 2891 and encodes 864 amino acids. Gene Ontology annotation, biological process: protein localization to plasma membrane. The record is from RefSeq and is a predicted model, not a curated record. NCBI's taxonomy places the organism in Eukaryota, Metazoa, Arthropoda, Insecta, Lepidoptera, Pieridae.
UAGCAGCCGGCAGCCAGCUUUGGUUGCGAGUCGCAAUCGUAUAUUGGCGUAUGGUUGGACGGGCUUACUGAUUACAAUACGAAUUUGCAUUAAUUUUUGUUGAUCAAAGAUACACUAAAAGUGAGAUGAAAUAGCAUAAAAUAAUUUUUAUUAUCAGUGAGAUAUUUGUGUAUGAAGUGAAAAGUUAAAAAUGCGUACAGUGUUAUGUUUAGUUAUCAAAUAACAAUGCAAGUUGUGUUUGAAACCUAGGGCAGUGUUGUGAAAGUUAUAUUCUGUUUUGUCGGUGCCGAUAUAAAAUGACCGAUAAAAACAAAUCCGAGAAGAUGACUAAUACUUCGAAACCUGUUCCGAUGAAACUUUUUGCGGCCUGGGAAGUCGACAGGACACCUUCAAAUUGUAUUCCAAGACUAUGCACCCUGCGCGUGAGCCGGUUGCGGGUAUGCGGCGCGCUAGGCGAGGCCGGCGGCGGAGCGGGCGGGGCGGGAGUGCUAGCGGGAGCGGGAGCGGGAGCGGGCGCAGUGACGCUGGCGGCGCGCAUGCACAGCAGCAAGCGGACGCUGCGCUCGAACGACAUCGCCGUGCCGCCGCUCGAUGUCGAGCUCGACCUGUGCUUCUCGCUGCAGUACCCGCACUUUGUGAAGCGCGACGGCAACAGGCUGCAGAUAAUGCUACAACGCCGCAAGAAGUACAAGAAUCGUACCAUACUCGGAUACAAGACUCUAGCGGAGGGUGUCAUUAGGAUGGACCAGGUGCUGCAACGUUCGAUGGACAUGGAGCUGGAGCUGACGAGCGUGGGAGGCAAGGUGGGUGCGGCGGCCGGGCAGCCAGUGGCCAGGCUCACCAUCAGCGGGCUGGCCUCCACGCCCGUCGACCACGACACCAAGAACAACAACACCCUGCUCAUCACCGAGCGAGGCUAUUCAGAUGAAGAAGAGGAGGGUGAAUUUAGCUCGGUGGAGGAGGCAGACGAAAUGACGUAUGGAGCGGCCGCCAGGCGGAGAGCACACAGACAGAUUGAAUUCAACAAGACUGAUUUCUCGUAUACAAAGCUGGGCUACAUGGACCGAGAGAGACAGAGCUAUAUGUUCCGCUCUAAGGCGCAGGAAAGGGACAGCGAUAGCGAGCUCGAACACGCUCCAAGCAAGCGCAAAAGCAGCCGCGGCAAGCUGGCGCAACGCAACUUGAAGCAGAAGUUUGCGGCGCUGCUGCGGCGGUUCAGAGUCCCCGAGGAGCUGGGCGAGCGCGGUGCAGCCCGGGACAAUCACAACGCGCAGAGGGACAUCGACGAGCUGUUCCAGGAGUUGGAGUCGCUGUCAUGCGGCGAGGGUGAAGACUCCGGUCCCGACCAGAUGGACACCAUCAGUAUCGGGUCUACGCCCAAACCCUCACUGCGACCCUUCUUCAGCAGCUCCAGGAGUCUCGCCAACCAGGACCACCAUCGACACUCCAACGAAUCCGAGGCUGUGCGUAGCUCGGCGGGUGAUGAACGCGGCAGUGAAGGCAACAGUGAUGGUGACAUUACCCUGGACGCUCCGGUGUCUGGUGCCUCCGUGUCCAGCUCGCCACCCAACGAAAUCAAGGAGGACAAGAGGUCGCGGUUGUUUCGCAGCGCCACUAGCGGCGGUAACUUGACAGGCGGGCACGCAUGCGGCGCUCGCAAGAAGAACUCACUCGUCAUUGGCACCGAGCGACCUCUGUCGGCACACGACCUGCCAGCACUCAGCCCUACUGCACUAGAGCCGCGCCGCGUGAUGGCAGAGCAGGUGCUGCGAGUGCUGGGUGACGAUGGCCCGGUGCCGGAGUGUGUGGCCGUGGCGCCCGCGGGGCUGGCGCGUGCGCUGCAGGCCUUGGCCGUGCCCACGGCCGUGGCCCCGCCCGGCAUGUUGCCUGACGCGCGGCCGCUGCUGCAGGCGGUGCUGGCGAGAGCCACCAAACAGGGCAGCCGGCGGACAAUACGCGUGUGCGUGUGCGGUGGCGACGCCGCGGCCGCGGGCGCGUUGCGAGCGCACACGGAGCUGGCCGCACGCCGGCCGCACGACGCGCCGCCGCUGCGGUACUACAUAGUGCCGCUGGGUUCAACGACAGUGUCGCGGUACUUGAGCAGCUCGGACCCCACGUACUGCGCGCUCUUCAACAACGACAGCUGGUCGGCGUUGUGCGAGCGAGCUGCCACCGACAGCGAGCGAUCUGACCGCUCCGAGAUAUCUUCCAGGAUCGCCAGGUAUCUGAACAGCAUCGGGCCCGUUAAUAACAUCCCGAUCGGAGAGGCGAUGGUGGCGUACCGGGACAAGGCUGGUGAUGAGGACUCUAGUCAGACCUUCGUGCCGUUUGUUGCGGAAGUCCGCGUGGGCUGGUCGGAGGGGUACGGCACCUCCCUGGAGGGGGAGGAGGGGUCACCUCCCGCGCGACCCUCGCCACCUGCCACGCCUGCACCGGACCCCGCGCCCGCUGACCCGCUGGAGCUGCAGCUGGACUACUGGCUGGUGGGCGGCAAGUACGAAACUUCAGAAGGUGGGGGGGUGACAGGUGCGGGGGCGGGGGCGGGGGGUAAGGUGACCGUGAAGGCGGCAUUCCGCGCGCUGCUGGUCACACGUCACAAUCACCACCUCGCUAUCACCUACCUCACCAAGGAGAAGAAACAAAAAAUAAUGCGACUUGGUAAGAAGAAAGAAAAGAGCGGCGAAGGCGAGGCAGGGCGGGCGCACACUGUAGAAGGGGUCGCCAGGUUGAUCUGCUCGGCUAAAGGCACGCAUACACCGCUCAAAGUGUACAUCGAUGGCACUGAAUGGAACGGCGUUAAGUUCUUCCAACUGUCCACGCAAUGGCAGACGCACGUCAAGACAUUCCCCGUCGCGACGUGCGGCGCACCCCUCGCGCCGCAGGAGACAUAGGCGUCGCACACAAUCUCUAGAAGAGUACGCGAUGCAGAAAAAGAGGCUCUAGUACACUCGCAAUAAUGUUCAAAACUAUGUGUCGAUAUCAGCGACAGAUAAUUGCUUCUGGCUUCUAGCCGAGAUGGUUCUACAAGAGGACAGGCGAAAUGAGGCUCUAAAGCAAUCGUAAUAAUGUUCAAAACGGUAUAUCGUAGCGUUACUUAAUCGAGCUGCCAUUAAUUAUGAGCGUUCGGUGCACUUGGUCCCAAAUACUACGUCGAAAUGCAAUAUUACCAACAUUGUAGAUCUGACGUAAUAUAUUAUAAACAUGAACAGGGUCGGGGUGAGCUACUUGUCUAAUAUAUUGGAAAAGACAAUAACAAAUAUACGUUGUAGUCACAUUGGCCAGAGACAAUCCUCAGUUUAUAUUGCUAUCAAGGCACCGAACGCUCAAUGCAUUAGUCAUGUAGUAUGUAGUUGUACUCAGAAUAAACGUUCGUGACAUUUCCAUGUACUAUGUUAGUUAGUGUAUCGGUGUAUAGUACGACUGUCGUCGGCAUAUCAUGUACUGGUAGGUGGUUAUUUUUAAUCUGUGAUUAAUUUAUUUACAAUAAGCAGCGGAGUGAUUUUGUAGUUUGAAGCAAUAGCUUUCGUAUUGUGUAGCGUUUUGUAUUUAGCCGGUAGCUGUGCGGUGGUCGGUGCAUUGCCCUAGUGUACACAAUUUUGGCGUUGACUGUAUAUAUAUAUUGUGCACCGAACUUAACCUCAAUACCAAUAUUUAAAAAAAGUAUGUGUGUACUUAUGUACGCACUCAAGAAGUUAUACUUAAAAUUAUGCACUAUGUUAAAAAAAACUGUACGAUAAUUGACAAGGAUAUGAAGUUAAUAAUACUAAUAACGAUAAAAUCAAAAAUCAAAACCACUUAGAUUAAAGCUAUGAUAAAAAGAACAUUUCAUAUUAAAUGUUUUCAAGAAUCUUGAGAAUCCUUGACUUAUUUAUUCUACCAGUAAACUCAGGUCAUCACCUUGAACUCGGCCCAAAGGGCGUAAGCUAGCAUUAGCUGCGCGGCGUGGCGGCUCAAACGAGUAAGGUGGGCGUUGUAUAUUAUUAAUACACAACUUUCGCUUUUUCCGCCGCCCGUACGCCCUUCACUGGGUACUUGAAUGAAAUGGGUGUGUGGGCGGAUAAAAAUUAAAAUGGCCGCAGUUAGAGGUGUCUAAACUUUUAUAAUUGGGUACGUUAAUAAUCUUUUUUUUACUUUAUUUAAAUGUGCUUAUUUCCUGAUAAUCAAUAUUUAUUUGUUCUCACUACUUGAUACUAAUAUUCGCCUCAAGAUACCAUACAGGAUUUUUUUAACAACCUUUAUAUUGAAAUUUAUUUAAUUCUCGCCCAUUGGUUGUGGUUCAGUAGCCAUAUAAGUUACAAGAGGCUUGGAGCUGAAGUCAUACAAAUGAUCUAGUUUACCAGCUAACUUCAGGGUGUCGAAUUUGCGUGACGGUGUGCGCUCGCCUCGUAAGAAUUCAUUCUUGUAUUAUCAAAUAAAAAAGAGUGACAAUAACUGGAAUUGACGUAUAACGGUAUAAGCAAUAUUUUAACGCACGCCUAAUAUGAUAUCAAUUCAUAAUUUACUAUGUAGUACUAGUCCCCAAAAAUAUGAACAAAAUGUGACAUUGUAGUAUAUUUGAUAUAUUUCAUAAUAAUAAUUAUUUCAAUACAGAACAAACCAGAAACCUUAGAUCAUUUUAUACGUCUACAUAGGUCAUAGACUAAGAGAGCUGUGAAAACGUCGAUAGACAGUAAUUUCUAUGUAUUUUGAGCAAUGCACACACUCUAACACAGUGUGUGUGCAUUAUACAUACAAACCGACAAAGUAAUAAACUUGAUUUCAUCGGUUCUCUAGCAGCAAGGGGCUCUAUCUAUAUGCAUAAAUUAUCUUAAGCCAGAAAGUUAUCAACUAUUAACAAAUUAUCAAUUAACAAUGGCUGCCCCCGCGUACUGUUUACAACUACUUGGAGUUGUCAGUUUUUAAAUAAUUUCAUCGUUGUGUAUCGUUCAAACUUACAAAAAAGCUAACAUGCGUAGAAAUGUUAUGGAAUUUUUAUUAUAAUAUUGAAUUUCAAAAAAGCCCUAAAAGCGUUAAUAUUUGGAGUGUUGGUAGCACUGAGUGGUGGGGGGGUUAGAAAUGUGUCUCUAACUCUUUCUGGUUUGUUCUGUAUUCUGAGGUCUAAAUAAAGUCAUCUAGUGUAGUAGUAGCAAGACGGUGUAUGUGGCGACGAUCUUCUUUCAAGCACAGUACAAGUAAUAGUACAGUAGCGUAACUUAGCGGUCUCCUUUGAAAUGUAUACCUACGUCUGGGCGGAGUGCUAGGGUUGGUACAUAGCGACCAGUCUCGACGGCUUACCGAGUGGCAUUCCAUAGUUUUGUCUUCCCAAGAUUGCUCAGCGGCCGUGUAAAUCGUGUGUAUGUGUGGGAGCAUGUAUUCGAGCGCUCUAAUAUGAAGUUCCAUUACUGUUUUGUGCUUCAAGUGACCCGCUCGAUUACCCCUUGUGUCACAUGCUUCGGCAAUGCAUUGAUUUCAACUGCACGUGUGUUUAGACAUAGAUACGUCUGAGUGUCAGUAUUAAAUUUUGAAAUCUUUCUAUAAAUGUAAUUUACUCCGAGCCAGCUUGAAGAUGUUUUUCUAUCGCUGUGUUGUUUUUUACUUCUCAUCUAGAUUAGAUGAUUGCAAUCGAACGAAUUCAUUAUAUCACUAGUGCUAAUUCUGACGGUAGUUUAAUGUUCUGUAUUCGAUAGUUCGCAAGCAACCACGCUUUUAAAGAACAAGAAACUUUUUGGACAAAUUGUAUUUAUUUUAUAUUCUUUAAAAGCGCGGGUUGUAUGUUUAUUUAUAGUCUGUGGCUGUGCGUGUUAAGAUAAAAUUAUGGAGGGAAGAGGUAAAGAGAAUCAUCUCUUAAGGGAGAAAAUUUGAAAAAGUUUCCAGCUGUAUAUGCUGUAAAUAACAGUUCAAAAAGCUUCCACAAUGGCGCUGGUGUAGGCACAGGGUAUGGUAUGAAGUAUGGUGAAUGUAGCAAUUGUAAACGAAUUGAAGUAUGCCGAAGAAUUUAAUAUUAUUAUCGUCUAAAGUAAUUAAUUAUUGACAACAAUAUGUUAUGUUUUUAAAGUGAUAACCCUCACUUCUAGGAUUGAUACACAAAUAAAAUUUGAACUCGAACUGUUAGCUCAGUUGGUUAGAGCACCGGCACGGAACGCCGGAGGUCGUGGGUUCGAUUCCGCAUCGUUCAUAAAAUUUUGUUUUUCAAAUUUUAUUUGUGUAUUGACAACAACUUACGUUGUACAAAAUAAUGUAGUUAAUAUAAUUAUUAUAGGGAAACGUGCACCUAGCGUUAUUUUAUAUUUGGCGCUUCUUUUAAGAUUUACCCUGAUGCUACUGUAGCGCCACCCUAAUUUAAUGCAUUUUGACGGACACUUUUUCAUAUACUCCGAUGAUUCUCCUUACCUCUUCCCUCCAUAGAUAAAAUAUAAUGUAAACGUCGUCAGUUUGACGUAGUGUUUAACAGUUUCACUGACAUUGAUUUGUUCAUGACAUUUUAAAUUUUUAGUAGUAUAUUUUAGUGGUGCUCUUCCUUUUUUUUUCUAUCUUCGCACGUCGUGUGCCAAAUAGUUUAUAUUGCUCGCUUCGCUGUCAGUUAU